AUGAGAGCCAAGAACACCUGGGGGGGCCCCCGGGGGGUGGGGGUUUCCCGGCCCCCAGGGGGCCCCCCCAAAGGGGAAAAAGGGGCCCCGGGGAAAAAGGGAAAGCCGCCCGGGGGCCCCCCCCCCGGGGGCCCAGGGCCAAACCCCGGCCCCCGGGGCCCAGGGGGGCCCCCCCCCCCCCCUGGGCUCCGGGGGGUUCCUUUUCCCAAAGGGGGGGCCGGACCCUCCAUGUACGAGGCCAACUGUGCGCACGCCUCUCCGGGCACCCACAAGUCCCUCCGGUUUCAGCCAACUUUCCUGAAGGCCCUGGAUCGACCAAAUGGUCCCCAAAAGGAGCCUGCCCGGCCUGGCCCACCCUUAAAAGUCCCCCCUGUGUUUCCAGCGGUUCCCUGGUCAUCCCUUGCUGGUCUGCUCCGUAACUGGGUCGCGGUCCUCUCCCAUUUUCCCUGUCAUGGGCUGGCCCUGUCCCUCCCGGGCCAUCCUGCCCAGGGGACCAAGGGCCUGCCUCAAGGAUGCCUGGAUCCAGGGCCUGGAGAUUUGGGGCCCUGA
This is a messenger RNA of Sarcophilus harrisii (Tasmanian devil), 549 nucleotides long. RefSeq names its product collagen alpha-1(VIII) chain-like. The transcript is spliced from 6 exons. NCBI's taxonomy places the organism in Eukaryota, Metazoa, Chordata, Mammalia, Dasyuromorphia, Dasyuridae. The record is from RefSeq and is a predicted model, not a curated record. Bases 1 to 549 code for a protein of 182 amino acids.